UGGAUUUCUGAAUCAAUCAGCUGAUGAUGAGUUAAUUAUUGUUAUUAUUGCGGGAUGCGAUAUUAACUGCACUAGUAAUUGAUUAACAAGUCGAUUUAACAAGAAGCAAGAAUUGCAGUGAUUAAUUUAAACUAUAUAUCAUAAAAUUACUAUUGCUGUCCGUUUCCUGGAUGAUAUCCGUUUUGCUUAGACCAAAUUCCACCCGGUUUCAUAUGACUGAAAGUAAAUUGCUAUUUCCGGUACCGUGAAGUGCAAAUCAAAUCAACUGGGAGUGGGGAGUACGAGAAGAAUUUAAUUUUCGUACAAUAUUCGGUUUUAUUAUAUUCAUCAAACCUCAUCAAACCUGAACAUUUCCAAGGAUCACCUAAUGAACAAGUUAAUACGACGAUUUACAGCUACAUCCUCCUCACCAGCAACUAAGUUGAAUUUAAAUUUUGUACCCAAACAUGAGCCCCCAAGAUCCCAAGACAUUGCUGAACUCCAACAGUUUUUAAGUGAUCAUUCACGCAUCCUUGUUAUUACGGGGGCUGGAGUUUCCACUGAAUCAGGAAUUCCAGACUACCGGUCCGAAGAUGUUGGCUUGUUCGCUACAUCGAAUCAGAAGCCAAUGAAAAUACAAGAAUUUCUCUCAUCUUCGACUGCCCAAAAAAGAUACUGGGCUCGAAAUUUUUUCGCCUGGCCACGGUUUUCAUCAUUUACUCCCAACAUUGCUCAUCAAACGGUUCGAGAUUGGGAACUGGGAGGAAAGGUUAGUUGUCUAGUGACUCAAAAUGUGGACGGACUUCAUAAAAAGGCAGGAAGCUCGGACUGCAUCGAAUUACACGGGACAAAUCAUGUCGUCAAGUGCAUCGAUGUCAAAAAUUGUGGGUACACGGUGGAGAGACGAGUAUUUCAAGAUACGCUGAUAGACUGUAACGCCAACCUCAAUUUGGCCUUAAGGGGCGGUGGUGAUAAUCCGCAACAAAUCCGACCGGAUGGAGACAUCACGAUCGAUCCAGAUAUCCAAAAAUGGUUUAAUAUACCGCCGUGCCCAUCUUGUGGUGGAGUUCUCAAGCCCGACAUUGUUUUUUUCGGUGAUAACGUGCCCAAAGCUAAAGUUGAACUAAUUUAUGAUCAUCUUAACUCAUCUGAUGCUCUCCUCGUGUUGGGCUCCUCUCUGCAAACAUUUUCUGCCUUUAGGUACAUCAUAACUGCUCGGGAGUUGGGGAUGCGGGUUGCCAUCGUUACUCUAGGACCCACUCGAGGCGACAGUCUCGCAAAUCUCAAGCUAAUUUGUAGAGUGGGCGAAAUUCUUCCUUUGGUGAAAGCGAAAUUAUGAAAGUUGGAUUUCUUAGGAGUGGAAGAAUAUGCUUUAACUUUUAGACAAAGAUAUGUGUAGAAUCACUGAGAAUCUUGUACCUGAGUGAGAUAUAGUCUGCAAAUGUUAUAUAUUUAUAUUAAGCCUUACCACACUAUAAAAAAUAUCAAUGAAAUUAAACCAGAUAUA
Molecule: messenger RNA, 1486 nt
Organism: Folsomia candida
Lineage: Eukaryota; Metazoa; Arthropoda; Collembola; Entomobryomorpha; Isotomidae
Product: NAD-dependent protein deacylase Sirt4
Exons: 8
Coding region: 368-1318 (316 amino acids)
Molecular function (GO): NAD+ binding
Source: RefSeq, a predicted model, not a curated record